UUUUAGUUUACUUCCAUUUCACCUACUUAAGCAAUUAAAAAACAAUUAUAGCAUGAAAUUAAAAGUCCCUAAUUAAAUUAAGUGGAAUCAGUAAAUGACAAAAAGCCCAAAGACAGAAGAAGCAGCCCAGUAAGAGAAAGGAAGCGUCGAAGCUCAGUGGAAGGAAGAGGCGUAGAAAGCAGAAUGUUUUGAUAUGGCGAAUAGCAAGUACGAGUAUGUCAAGUCAUUCGAACUGGAAGAUGAAGUCAUGCUUCUGAUACAGUUAAACGUAACAGGGAAAGUAGAAGAAGAUGAACAGUAACUCGUAUUGAUUCGAUCCAAUGUUUACACAAAGAAUCGACUCUCACUCGCCAAGAGAUACAUGUAGAAACACUCUAGAUCUGAGAUGAGGAAUCAAUGGUGAUUUUCCUAGAAAAUCACCAAGAAAAUAUAGAGAACAUAGAUGAAGAAGAUAACAAACUUUCUUGACUAUUUUCGAUGAUUCUAACUUCUGUUUUCUCCAGCUAUAUAUCAACUCAAUCUUGCUGACGUGUCACUAUUAGCACCACCACUUUUCCUAUAGCAGCUUCCUAAUUUGAUCCUUGUUCGGAUCGAUGGUCGUGAUUUUUCUAGGUUUUCCCAAGUUCAUGAGUUUGAGAAGCCUAAUGAUGAAGCAGCCCUCAAUCUUUUGAAUUCAUGUUCAGCUGCGGUUUUGGAAGAGUUUCCUGAUAUCAUCUUUGCUUAUGGAUACAGUGAUGAAUACAGCUUUGUGUUCAAGAAAACAUCAAGAUUCUACCAGAGACGAGCCAGUAAGAUUUUGUCGUUGGUAGCUUCCUUCUUUGCUGCAGUCUACGUAACAAAAUGGAAAGAGUUCUUUCCCCAAAGAAAACUGGAAUAUACUCCUUCUUUCACCUCAAAAGUCGUAAGUUGUGCAUCGCCAGAGGUUCUUCAAGCUUAUCUCGCGUGGAGACAACAAGAUUGCCACGCCAAUAAUCAAUACGAAACUUGUUUUUGGAUGUUAGUUAAAAGUGGAAUGACCAUAAGCGAAGCACAAGAGCUUCUUAAGGAUACACAAAAGCAGCAGAAAAAUGAGCUUCUCUUUCACAAGUUUGGUAUCAAUUACAAAACGCUUCCUGAAUUGUUUCGACAAGGAUCAUGUCUCUUCAAGAAAAAGGUGGAAGAAACUGUAAAGCAUGAUGAGAAUGGCAAUCCUGUAAAAAGAUUGAGGAGAAAGGCUGUGUUGGUACACUCAGAGAAUAUUGCUGCAAGAAGCUUUUGGAAUGAGCACCCGUCCCUAUAUAAUGAUCUUGGUCACUUCUCGAAAGAUAUUGGCAGAGUUGAACCAGAUUUCGUUAGAUCGUUUCAGUUCGAGAACAAAUUGUUACCUCUAACUUGGGUCGUUGUUAGGAUUGACGGCUCUCACUUUCACAGGUUUUCUGACGUUCAUGAAUUUGAGAAGCCAAAUGAUGAGCAAGCUCUGAAACUUAUGAAUUCAUGUGCAGUGGCUGUUCUCCAGGAGUUUGAGGAUAUUCACUUUGGCUAUGGUGUGAGUGAUGAGUACAGCUUUGUUUUGAAGAGAGAAUCUGAGCUCUACCAAAGACAAUCCAGUAAGAUAAUAUCUGCAAUCGCAUCCUUGUUUACAUCCACAUAUGUGAUCAAAUGGGGAGAUUUCUUCCCUCGCAAAGAACUGAAGUACCCUCCAUCGUUUGAUGGACGAGCAGUAUGCUACCCAACGUACAAGAUUCUUUUGGAUUACUUGGCUUGGAGACAAGUUGACUGCCAUAUCAAUAAUCAGUAUAAUACAUGUUUCUGGAUGCUUGUUAAGUCUGGAAAAACCAAAACACAAUCCCAAGAUUACUUGAAGGGAACCCAAACACGAGAAAAGAACGAGCUGCUUAGCAGUCAAUUUGGAAUUGAGUACAAUACAUUACCUCUAAUCUUUCGAAUGGGUUCAUCCGUUUUGCGCUCAAAGGAAGCUGUUGCAGUCGAGAAUGGAGUAGUAGUUUCAGGGAAGAAACUGAAACGGGAAGGAGAAGUGGUGGUAGAUCAUUGCAACAUCAUUGAACGCGGUUUCUGGGAAGAACAUCCACACAUCCUUAGCUAUUCAUGAAACAGCUGCUUCUUUAAUCAAAGCGUUGGAGACAUGGAAACACUUUUUUAGCUAGACUUGUUUGUUUUCAUGUUUGACACAAAGACGAGUAACAUAAAGAGAAAAACACAUUAACAUAAAUU
Molecule: messenger RNA, 2211 nt
Organism: Brassica napus (rape)
Lineage: Eukaryota; Viridiplantae; Streptophyta; Magnoliopsida; Brassicales; Brassicaceae
Product: tRNA(His) guanylyltransferase 1-like
Exons: 13
Coding region: 995-2089 (364 amino acids)
Biological process (GO): tRNA modification
Molecular function (GO): magnesium ion binding; tRNA guanylyltransferase activity
Source: RefSeq, a predicted model, not a curated record